This is a messenger RNA of Gaeumannomyces tritici R3-111a-1, 1185 nucleotides long. RefSeq lists its product as hypothetical. NCBI's taxonomy places the organism in Eukaryota, Fungi, Ascomycota, Sordariomycetes, Magnaporthales, Magnaporthaceae. The transcript has 3 exons. The record is from RefSeq and is a predicted model, not a curated record. The coding region runs from base 58 to 1185 and encodes 375 amino acids.
UCCGCCCGUCAAUUCCAACAGACCCUGGCAUGCUUCCAGUACUCAGACGCCGCCGUCAUGGCUGACCCGCUGGCUAUCCUCGGCGCCGCGACGGCUGGGAUCCAGCUCUGCAUUGGCGCCGCCAAGUCGGUCCUGACCGUGGUGAAGCUUCUCCAAGAGCUUGCAGAUGCCCCGAAGGAAGUAGCCGAAAUCAUUUCAGAUCUCACGCUCGUCGAGAGCCUCGUCAGCGACCGGUUGACCAUUGCCGGCGACCUCACGCCAGAGCAGCACGCCCGGCUUUCACUCCCUGCUGCUGAGCUAAGAAAGGCCAUCGAAAGCCUGGCCGCAACGCUCGAGGCGCUCGAUGUCGGGACCGGGGGGCGCAAGCGCGAUGCGAUCAAGCGGCCCUGGGAUCGCGCCCGCUACCUGCGAAUGCGUGACGAGGUGCGGACACAUCUCCUGAGAAUAGAUCGCUUAUCUCAGGAGGUCAAGGGCGUGCUUCUGGUUAUUGUGGCAGACUCGCUUGCUCUCACAAGAGACACUGCCGUGCGCACGCACAAACUAGCCGAAGAAGUCAUAGUCCCCGAUAUUAGAGCUACCAAUGCCACGGUCGAGGUGAUAAAGGACAAUCUUGAAUCUGGUCUCGAAGGCGUCCACCAGAAACUCGAUUUUAUCCUCGCUCUUUCUAUCACCCCUCGACAAGACAAGGCCCUCAGCGCCCCGCAACAAGCCUCAGGUUCAACCCCUAGCUCGACGCAUAUCUCGACAGCCCUUGUCGCGACGAGUCACUCCAGCCUCCCGAAUUCCGGUCCCGAAGCUCAAAAUCAUUGGGGCCCGCAAGCAGCCCGGCAGCUUGUACGCUACCCUAGCGCCCUCGCCGAGGCGUGCGAUGUGCUCCAGCCCAUGUACCGCCGCCGGAAACCACGUUGUCGAUGCCGGCACUCAACCACGACCCGCUCCACAGCGGGCGGAAUCUUCCGCUACGAGACGGAGAGCUCAGAACACACGCGCGAGUGCCCAAGAAACGAAUCGAGUUGGUGGCGCUACUCCGUAUCGUUCAUGCUCGCCCCUUUCCUCAACAAGGCCGUCGAGCUCACGCUGGGCGCAACAUCCGGCGCAGGCGGCUGGUCCCUCUCCCCUCCAAUCAGGGUCAUACCCAGGAACCCGAUGGUUUCCACGUACAGCCCGCUCAUCCACGGAACCUAA